AUGGUGCUCAAGAUCCGCCACGACGCGCCCCACUUCACUGCCGAAGCCGUUGUCAAUGGCGAGUUCCAAACCGUGUCGCUCUCGGACUACAAGGGCAAGUACGUCGUGCUUUUCUUCUACCCCAUGGACUUUACGUUCGUGUGCCCGACCGAGAUCAUCGCCUUUAGCGAGAAGGCCGCAGCGUUCCGUGAACUCGGGUGCGAGGUCUUGGGCUGCAGCGUCGACUCCAAGUUCUCGCACUUGGCGUGGACCAACACGCCGCGGAAACAGGGCGGCCUGGGCGCGCUCGAGAUCCCGUUGCUGGCCGACUUUAACAAGGAGAUCGCCACGGCCUACGACGUGCUCAUUGACGCCGGCGACGACAUUGGCGCGACGUUCCGCGGCCUCUUUAUCAUUGACCGCGAGGGCAAACUGCGCCAAAGUACGGUCAACGACUGCCCCGUGGGGCGCAACGUCGACGAGAUUUUGCGGCUCGUGGAGGCGUUUCAGUUCACGGACGAGCACGGCGAAGUGUGCCCUGCGAACUGGAAGAAGGGCGGCAAGACGAUCAAGCCGUCGGUGGCCGAGUCGAAGGAGUACUUUGCCGCUGCGCACUAG
Molecule: messenger RNA, 597 nt
Organism: Hyaloperonospora brassicae
Lineage: Eukaryota; Oomycota; Peronosporomycetes; Peronosporales; Peronosporaceae
Source: the annotation of a GenBank genome assembly